AGGCAGAGCACGCCGCACACAGCGAGCGCACUUGGUCCGCUCCGUGCGAUAACCUCACCGAUGCAGCGGGCGACCUGAAUACACAAUCGUCCGCCAUCCCGAAGACGAUACUCAGAGGCCAACCGGCUCUCUGGCCGAACACGCUGAGCUACCGUGCCGGCGUCUGAGCCACCGAGGACACAGAGGAUAGCGCGACUGCAGGUGCUGAGCGGCGCUCGUUCCCGACUGCGAUGGAGGUGCUGAACGCGAGCGCGGCGGCGGCGGCGGCGGCGCCGUGCGCCACGUAUGGCGUGCACGCGGUGGUGUACUCGGCUCUGCUGUCGGCGCUGGUGCAGAUGACGGCGGCUCCGGACGAAGCGGAGCGCCGCAGCUACCCGGCGGAUGCGUGGGCGACGGGCCGGCUGCAGGAGGAGUACGACUGGCUGGUGGUGGGCGGCGGGGCCGCAGGCAGCGCCCUCGCCGCCAGGCUGGCCGACCACAGCCCCGCCUGGAGUGUGCUGCUGCUGGACGCGGGCGGCGACCCGCAGCCCGAGGCCGACGUGCCGAGGCUCUUCCCCAGGCUGCACGCCACGCAGAUGGACUGGCAGCUGCGCACCGACCCAGAGCGCGGGUCGUGCGAGGCGUACGGCGAGCGCGGCUGCCCCUGGUCUCGGGCCCGCGUGCUGGGCGGCAGCAGUACGGUCGGACCAGGCCUCUACCACCGCGCCAGCCGCAGGGACUUCGACCGCUGGGCGCAGCCGGAGGGCUGCCAGCACUGGGCCGCAGAGCACAUGCUGCGUGCCUUCAAGGACGUCGAGGACUACCAGCCCGCAGACGCCGCCGGCGACCACCACGGUGUGGGCGGCGAGCUGGCAGUGGAGUCGUUUGCAGAGGAGGAGCCGCUGCUGGGCGCGCUGCUGGAGGCGGUGGCGGAGCUCAACCAGUCGCUAGUGGAGGACCUGAACGCGUGGCCAGCCGACGGCAGCGGCGGCGGCGUCCUGGGCUUCGGGCUGCUGCCCGGCACCGUGCGCAACGGCACCAGGUGGAACGCAGCCAGGGCCUUCCUGCGCAAGCCGCGCCACAAUCUGCACGUGCUCAAGAACGCCCAAGUCACCAAGGUGCUGAUAGACCCGGAGACGAUGACGGCGCUGGGCGUGCAGUACGAGAGGGACGGCGAGGUGGGCGUGGUGCGCGCCUCCCGGGAAGUCGUCCUGUCAGCGGGGGCGGUGGGCACGGCGCAGCUGCUCAUGCUGUCCGGCCUGGGGCCUGCGGACCACCUCCACGACGUGGGCGUGCCCCUGCUCAAGGACCUGCCCGUCGGGUACAACUUACAGGACCAUGUGACCUACCGCGGCCUACUCCUUGUGGAGGAGUUCGUCGGCCGUAAGGAGUCCUCGGACGCGUUCCUUCAUAUGGCAGAGGCGUACGAGUACCUGCUGUACCGAGCCGGCCCCCUGUCCUCCCCUGGGUACCACAGCCUGGCAGGCUUCAUCAGGAGCGGCGAAGACGCAGAUGACGACGCCCCUGGCUACCCCGACGUCGGCAUCUUCCUCUUCGGGCUGGAGUCGCGGCACCGGGAGUGGAUCCUGCAGCGACAGCGCGAGCUGGGCUGGUCGGAGGAGGCGGUGUCGGGCCUCGAGGAGCUGCUGGACAGGGGGGACGCCCUGGUGGUGGCGCCGACGCCGCUGCGGCCCUUCAGCAGGGGGCGCGUGCUGCUGCGGGGCGCCGACCCCACGCUGCCGCCGCGCAUCCAGCCCAGCUACCUGCAAGACCCCAGGGACGUCGACACCAUGCUCGCGGGUAUCAGGUUCGCACUGCAGCUGGGGCGGUCCAGAGCAGCGCGCGCGGCGCAACUGCGCGUGCGCGACCUGCCGCUGGCGGCGUGCAGCGACCACACGCCGCUGUCGGAGUCGUACUGGCGGUGUGCGCUGCCGCUGCUCAGCGAGUCGCUGCACCAGCCGGCGGGAACGGCGCGCAUGGGCGCCCCGGAGGACCCGGAAGCCGUCGUGGACUGCCGCCUGCGCGUCAGGGGCGUCAGCAGGCUGCGGGUCGCCGACGCCUCCGUCAUGCCCACCAUCGUCAGCGGGCCGCUCGACGCCACCAGCAUCGCCAUCGGGACCAAGGCCGCCGACAUCCUCGCCGAGGACUGGGAGUAGACGUCCGCCUCCGACCGCAAUAAGCUAGCCAAGUCACAUUGCUUGCUUAGCUUCCUCAGUACUGAGCUGAGAUUAUAUGAAUGAAAAUUUAUAUUCGUUGUUAAAGCAUUGUUGUGGGACAAAAUAAGGUAAAUGUACGAGGAGCGUUCAGUAAGUAAUGCAACACAUUUCUUUCUGAAAGCCGAUUGAUGUUAUUCAGGAUUCUAAUACAUCAUAUUAUUCCUCACUCUUUAACACUAUCUUUGUACAUAAUCCAUAAUCUCCGUUCAAUGCGACGGCCUUACGCCUCCUUACUUGGAGAGCACUUAUGCUCACAUAGUACCAGUCUACUGGUCGACAUCUGAGCCAAGGUCUUGCUGCAUCAAUAUCCAACAGACAUCCAGUUGUGCAGCGAGGUGUUUAAUUGUGAUCCUUUGAUAACCUCGAAUGAGAGUGUCCGCACGUUCCAACGUUGUGGAGUAACAGCUUCUGUUAGGCGGCGAGGAACUCAGCGGGCACACACCUUUGAGUACCGCAACUGGCGGAUGAGUGUGUUACACCACCCUCAUUGGCACUGUAGCGAGAAGGAAGUGCUUCUCUGGACGGUAUCACUAACCUGGUGUCUUGCUGCUUCGGUAAGUCCCUCGUCGCACAGUAGUAGCGCUCAGUCGCCAGGUUCCAUGUAGGUGGUGAUCCUGCUGAAGUGGAGUGUUUAGGGAUGCCAGUUGCUCGUGGCUAACUCACCCUGCCUUCCCGAAGGACAAGAGAGAUCACCCCACCUUUCUCCUUCAGCCAAUAAGGACACUACUCUCGUUUCCUAUAUAUAUAUUAUAUAUCCAAACCUUCAGCCAAUGGGCGUUCAGAUUGCUGUUGAACGGCGGAUCUGACGUCACGUUUGCGGACAUUGUGACGGAAGUUUGUCUCUCAACACUGUCUCAGAUUGUAAGAUCCUACUCCCGAAUAGUCGAAUCUUGUCCCUACUAAGGUUGCACAACAUUGCCUCCUGUGAAUUCAUCACUAAUGCUCCUUGCUGACGCUUAAUUGUUAAAUGUACAUGUAGCCUGGCUGUUACUGAGCAUUCCCGAUCUCAUAAAUGUGCGUAAUACUUGGCUUAAACAAGUGAAGGGAAUGCAUGUAUGCAUUAGUGUCAGCACAGGCAACAGAGACGUCCUGUUGUGCAGUGAAGUGUUUGAUUGUGCUCCGUCCAUCACUUCGAAUGAGAAUGUCCACACGCUCCAACAUUGCAAGAGUCGCAGGUGUGUAACCGGCCAACACGUGGGAUACGGGACAGGUUUGCGCGACCUUGUUGAAUGAUGACAGACGCCUCGCUCAAUGACUCACCGACCUUUUGUUCACUUUCAGGUCUCCGUAGAAAUUCUGCAACCGCCUAUGAAUAUCUGCGCUGCUCUGGUUUUUUGCCAGUGACAGCUCUCUGCUUGAAACGCACCUCCGUUACAGAUGCCAUGUCGAAGGCUGCGUAUAGCGCCGCGUUUCGGAACUUCAUGAAAGCAUAGAGACUGAAGCGCGAAUAUUCCACGACUUCUCACAACAAAUUCUGCAUUUUUUCAAGUGGAGUACGCCGUGAAAAACCAUGUGUUGCAUUGCUAACUCAAUGCUCCUCGUAUUACAUUUAAAAAAUUGGUUCAUUCUCGAAAUUUUAGAUCUUGAUCAAAGUGAAUACUAUUUAAGUUAGAAAACAACUGACAUACGUGCAAUACUCAGAAAACACAGUAUUAAACACCUAAACAUUACAAAAACAAAGCUACUAGAAAACGAAUGUAUUGGUCAUUUCCGGAUGUUGCCCCAGAACUAUAUUUAAAAAAUAUUUUUCAAAGUGUUGUUGUGUUGAAUUGUUUGAAAAUAACUUAAACGCAUACACUACUCAUGAAACUCAACAAUAA
Schistocerca nitens (vagrant locust) is the source of this 4015-nucleotide messenger RNA. RefSeq names its product glucose dehydrogenase [FAD, quinone]-like. The coding region runs from base 231 to 2135 and encodes 634 amino acids. Lineage: Eukaryota; Metazoa; Arthropoda; Insecta; Orthoptera; Acrididae. The transcript is spliced from 9 exons. The record is from RefSeq and is a predicted model, not a curated record. Gene Ontology annotation, molecular function: oxidoreductase activity, acting on CH-OH group of donors; flavin adenine dinucleotide binding.